Lactuca virosa is the source of this 1413-nucleotide messenger RNA. NCBI's taxonomy places the organism in Eukaryota, Viridiplantae, Streptophyta, Magnoliopsida, Asterales, Asteraceae. The record is from the annotation of a GenBank genome assembly.
AUGGUCGACAGUGUCUCUACGCCAUUCUACGUGACUAACUUUCCUCCAGAUGCUGAUGUCAAGUCGUUAUGGGACGUCCGUGAUAAGGUUGGAAAGGUGGUUGAUGUAUAUGUGGCUCAGAAAUUAUCAAAAAUUGGUAAGAGAUUCGCCUUUGUUCAUUUUCUUAAAUUUAGUCGGGAUGUUAGUAAUAAGGGAGGCUCGACUGUUAAGGGACAUGUUAUUACUCUUAAUUAUAAUGAUCAGGUGCUUCGGUCAAAAGUGCAUGCUGAUGUACAAACUAGUUCUUUUGCAAAUGUUGUAAAGGGUGAUGUGGGUGUGAAAAACAAGAAAGGCUCAGUUCCUGUGUGUAUUUUACAGGGAAAGGAGAUUGAUAAUUCGUUGUCCAUGAAAGCAUCUAUUUUUUGUUUAAGAAGUCUGAGGCGGUUAAGGCAUAUUUUUCAGUCUUUAGACCGGUUGUUAAUGGUUUUUUUUGUUAAAGAGCAUGCUAUUUGGUUAGAUUUGGUGGGUUUACCAUGUUGUGCUUGGAAUGAUGUUGCGGUUAAAAAGCUAGCUACUAUGUGGGGUGAGGUUUGCUUUCUUGAAGAGGUUGGGGAUACCCCUUUGGCGGUUAAACGUGUGUGUAUUAAGACUGGGAAACCUUCAUUGAUUCAUGACAUGAUUAAAGUGGUUGCUCAAGGCGUUGAAUAUGGGGUGGUGGUGCGUGUAAUUUCAAAUUGGGAACCGGAUAUUAUGGAGGAGGGAGAAAUAGAGAAUGGUGAUAAGGUUGAUGAGGGGCAAGAGGAAUCUUUUAGCACGGAUAAUACGCCUAUUAAUGGUGCUAGAGGAGCUGGGUUUGUUGAUAGAAAGGGAAGAUUUUUUCAAACUACUACUAAAAGAAAAGGUAAUGGAGCUGUGGAUGGGGGUAUUUGUCCGCCUAAUGUUGCUGCCACGAGAGUUGUCGCCGAAAAUCAAUGCAAACCGGUUGUGCCUUCACAGGUUAGGGUGGCUGAGUGUGAGCUGCCGGAUGGUCCGUCCCAUUUGGUGGCUGAUGUGGAGGGGGAGGGGAUAUCCAAAUCACCCUCACAGCCACUUGGUUUUAGACAAGAUCAAUCUUCUACUUCUCAUGGAUCUUCUAAGAUGCUGAAAAAGAAAGUUCCGGUAGUUUUUGAUGAUAUGGAAGAUGUGUUGAAGCAUUUGAAAUGGGUGGUCUUCUUGGAUGUGGUUAAAGGAGUUGUGGCUGAUUUUAUUAGUAAUCCGGCUUGGAGUAAGUUUGUUGUUUUCAAAAACAAGCUUAAGUUUAUUAAAGCUAGGAUUCGUUCCUGGAAAGCGGAGUCUAAGUCGGUUGCACAACUCUCUUCUUCUCAGUUGUUGGGUCGUUUGGUAGAUAUUGACAACUGCAUUGAUGAUGGUCAAUCUAGUACUGACAUUAUUUGA